Penicillium angulare is the source of this 1095-nucleotide messenger RNA. RefSeq lists its product as uncharacterized. The transcript is spliced from 2 exons. The coding region runs from base 1 to 1095 and encodes 364 amino acids. NCBI's taxonomy places the organism in Eukaryota, Fungi, Ascomycota, Eurotiomycetes, Eurotiales, Aspergillaceae. The record is from RefSeq and is a predicted model, not a curated record.
AUGAGUUUCCUCGACUCCGUUCUCUCAUCUCUCCAGACUGGCAAACCUUCUCAACUGCCAACCUCAACGCCCCCCGCUCCUCCUGCUACCUCUUCUACCAAGCGAGAUGACCGCAAUUUGAGUUCUGCGCCCCGGCAGCCCAACCCGAGCGCAAACGCCAAUGGAGGUAUCAAGCGCAAAGCCGACGAUCAGCUUCCUCGCCCCGACGCCUCGAAAAUCACAAAGUCGCCCGUACCUCGGCCGCUAGCCACACCAGCAGCCUCCAGAGUCGCAAAUAAGCCGGCAGCUGCCUCUACCUCUAAGCCAGUUCCCAAGAACGGCGCAUCUGGCACUGCUACAGCAGCCAAGAAACCUUUACCAGCCAGACCAGCACCAGCUAAAUCCGCCCCGGUCAGAUCUGCGCCUGUCAAGCCUGUCAAGCCCGCUGCUCCUGCCACUCCUGCCGCUCCUUCGAAAGCGCCACCAAAGGGCUCAUUUGCCGACAUCAUGGCAAAAGCCAAGGCCAUGCAGGAAAAAGCUCCCACUAAUCUGCUUACCUUUAAACACCAGACCGCCGCAAAGGACCCGUCGAGCCAUCGAGGCCUGAAGAAGCGGAUGGGCGAAGCGAAGACGAAGGCCAAGGUCGAGGCGCAAGGAAAGAAGUUCACCCCUAAAUCAUCAUCUGCAACACGCUUUGGCAAAAAGCCAUCUGCAGAACCUCCAUCCCGCAAAUCAUCCGAGGGUCCGACCUACAAAGGCACUGCGAAGCCAACAACUCAGACUCCCGAGCCCCCCUCUUACCGUGGGACAGCAGGCCUACCUGGCAAGAACGGUGGCAAUGACCACCGCCGCCAGCAGGGCAAGCGUCGUAUGAAUGAGUAUAUGGGAACCGACGAAGAGGACGAAGGAAACUAUGGAGGUUAUGAAGAUGACUUCUACUCCGAUGCGUCCUCUGAUAUGGAGGCUGGCUUUGAUGAUGUCGAGGAGGAGGAAGGUGCUGCUCUGAAGAGGGCUCGCAGAGAAGAUGAGGAAGAGCUGCGCAUGGAGAUGGCCGCUAAGCAGGAGAAGAUGGAGCGGCAGAAGCGACUGGCUGCCCUUGCGUCUCGAAGACGCUGA